AUGGAGGAUAAGUAUAGGCUAGUUAGGAAGCAUAGUGAGUUAUGGAGAACAUUGAGAGAUGGAGAUUUUGAAGAAGAAGAAGUUUGGGAUGUUGUGAAAGAAAGAGACGAUUACACAAGUGAAGUUGUUCAUCACAAGGCAAAGAACAAAGAACUAUCUUCUCUUCCAAUAAUUCCAAUCGGUUCGAGAACGAUUCCGAUUCCGAGGACUAGUAGUGAGAGUAGUAGUGGUAAUUCAUCUCAUGAAACAAAAGGUUUUCAACAAUCGGCACCGGUUAAUAUUCCGGAUUGGUCAAAGAUUUAUGGUGGUAAUGAUAAGGUAAUUAACAAGAGUGUUAAGAAUGUUUCAAGGUAUGGUAAUGAUAAUUAUGGUUACUAUGAUGAUCAUGAAGAUGGUGAUGAUGAUGAUGAAGUUUUGAACCAUGGUGGAAGAGAUAGUGAUGAUGAUGAUGAUGAUGAUGAUGAUGAUGAUGAUGAUGAUGGUGAUGGUGAGUAUGGUACUAGGCUGCCACCUCAUGAGAUAAUUGCAAGAAGGCUUGCAAGGAGUCAGAUUUCUUCAUUUUCUGUUUUUGAAGGUGUUGGUAGGACACUUAAGGGUAGGGAUCUUAGCAAAGUGAGGAAUUCUGUCCUCAUAAAGACUGGUUUUCUUGAAUCAUUGUGA
This is a messenger RNA of Vicia faba (fava bean), 660 nucleotides long. The record is from the annotation of a GenBank genome assembly. Lineage: Eukaryota; Viridiplantae; Streptophyta; Magnoliopsida; Fabales; Fabaceae.